This is a messenger RNA of Betta splendens (Siamese fighting fish), 1616 nucleotides long. It is a transcript of the gene rsph14, whose product is annotated as radial spoke head 14 homolog. Lineage: Eukaryota; Metazoa; Chordata; Actinopteri; Anabantiformes; Osphronemidae. Gene Ontology annotation, molecular function: protein binding. Bases 482 to 1510 code for a protein of 342 amino acids. The transcript has 6 exons. The record is from RefSeq and is a predicted model, not a curated record.
AACAGAGCAUCUGUAUUUUGUGCAUCUGAGGUUGAGGUGUCUAGUUCAAACAGUGGUGUAAUGCUAAAACAUAAGGUCUAUCCUUAAAGCUUGGCCAAGUGAAUUGCUAUCAGGUUUAUUUAUGACUACAUGUCUGGACAUUGCCAAGGUAACCCCUCCGCAGAUGAAAUUUACAGUUUUUGAAGGGAGAGAAAUGAGGUGGUUGCCAGCCUCCCAUGCUUUAUGUAUCUACCUGUCCUGGCAUGGUUCAUCCUGGGAUCAUUCCCAACCGCAUUCUAGACAUUUUGACAUGCUGCAUAACUUCUAAAGCAGUAAUAAUGCCAAGCCUUUCAGUUUAUAAGUAAAGUUUUAAACGCUUUUAAGUUUUUUUUUUUUUCUGUAAGUCCCUGAACGCAGCACCGCCGUCAAGUGAAGUUUACAUAAGGUCACUAGGCAACGGCUAACUUUGCAGCUAGCCGUUAGCUGCGACUUAAACCUCCUGAUGGCGGCUGUUCUGAUGGACCCGAACCGAGCUCCGGUGGCCUUCGGGCUGCGGGCGGUUCCGCAACUGUUUGAGGAGCUGCAGCAGCCGGACUCCGGCCGCAGGCAACGGGCUCUGACUACACUGUGUGACCUGAUGGACGACCCGGAGCGUCUCUACCAGACCGUUAGUGGAGGUUUUCUGGAGCAGCUGAAGGCCCCAUUGCGGGACAAAGACCCACCAGUCCGAACCCAGACCUGUGAACUGCUCCAGCUUCUGAGCCACCACAGCAGCGGCAGACAGGCCCUGCUCGACUCCUCCCUGCUGCCUCCUCUCUCCCUGCUGCUGGACGACCCCUCGCCCUCCUGCAGGGCAAACGUCCACCGAGUGCUGAACCGCAUCGUUCUGCUGUCGGCAGGAGCAGAAUUUGUCCUCAGUCUGGUUCCUAAACUGAUGCUGAAGCUCAGAGAAGAACAAGAAGGUGAGGAGGGGGUGCAGGUGCUGCUCCUCUCCACCCUCAGCCGCUGCUCCAGGCUGGACGCUCUCCCCGCUCUGGCCUGUGAUGGGGUCUCGCUGCUGGGUCAGAAACUCUCCCACCGCUCCCUGAACAUCCGCAGGGAGGCGGCUGCGUUCAUGAUGGCACUCAGUGUUUGUGAGGAUGGGAAGCGUCAGGUGUGUGAGCAGGGACUCCUUCCUGUCCUGCUUGCUCUGCUGCAGGAUGAAGACGUUGAGGUUCAGGCCAACGCUGCAGGAGUGAUCAUGUUCACGGUGAUCUUAACCACAGGUAAGCAGCAGUGUUUGGACCUGGGCAUCGUCCCUGUUCUUGUUGACCUGGUGUCUAAAAAGGAGGAGGAGGAGGAGGAGGAGAGGAAGGCCCUCAUCAUUUACUCCCUGCGAGCUCUCACCUCCCUGGCUGAAGCUCCAGAAGGCCGGCGCCUCCUGCAGCAGCAGCUUCCCCUGCUGGCGAGGAGGAGUGAAGCUGCAGAGAGGGACCAGGACAUCAGGCGGGCUGCUCAGACCACUAUCAGGGUCAUUGCCUGGACCCCCUGAGACCUGAUGACCCAUGACCUCUAGAGCAGACCUGCUGCAGUUAUUACCUUAUUACAUGCCAUGAUGCACAAUAAACAGCUGCAUGAUGUUCAUGCAGGUAAACACA